Carassius gibelio (silver crucian carp) is the source of this 4317-nucleotide messenger RNA. It is a transcript of the gene rfx1b, whose product is annotated as regulatory factor X, 1b (influences HLA class II expression). Lineage: Eukaryota; Metazoa; Chordata; Actinopteri; Cypriniformes; Cyprinidae. Gene Ontology annotation, biological process: lipid metabolic process; regulation of transcription by RNA polymerase II; intracellular signal transduction. The record is from RefSeq and is a predicted model, not a curated record. The coding region runs from base 218 to 2755 and encodes 845 amino acids. Gene Ontology annotation, cellular component: nucleus. Gene Ontology annotation, molecular function: phosphatidylinositol-4,5-bisphosphate phospholipase C activity; DNA-binding transcription factor activity, RNA polymerase II-specific; RNA polymerase II cis-regulatory region sequence-specific DNA binding. The transcript is spliced from 18 exons.
GGCGACGCGCAGCCAAUCGUCGCUGAGCAAGAGGGCGGUGCUUAGACGGGUGGGUAGCAACAGUUGCCCCGGUGAGGACGAGGCGCCAUAGUCACGGUAGUCGUGGCGACAAGAACCCAGCAACGCGAAUCAACAACAACCUUUAAGAAAAUAAAACUCCGCGCCAAACUAAGAUCAUCCGGCGGGAAGCGACAGGGGGAUUUGGGCUUUUGUCAUCAUGGCAACUUCAGGCUACCCCUCCGAGGAGCUCCCCCCCUCUCAAUCACAAGGGGGCAACGUCACGACGGCCUCGUCGACCCAGCAGAAAGCCACUUCCACCACCACCUCGUCCCAGUUCCUCUCCGACAUCCAGAGCUCAGCGGGAUCCGCUCCUGCACAGACGGCCUCGAUCAUAAGAGUGCAGGCCACGCCCCCUGUCACUCAAAAGAAACUGGUUCUGGCCACACCCCCUCAAGGAGCCGUGACCGCAGCGCAGUAUGUGGCAGGAGAGAUACAGAGCUCCGCCUCCCAGGCAGGAAACAGCCAGAGUGCCCAGCAGUACAUAGUGGUGACCGUUAGCGAGGGCUCACUUCACUCGAAUGACUCUGAAUCGAAUUCUCCUCCCUCGGGACAGACUGGCGUUCCCACACAGGUAGUGCAACAGGUGCACACAGCACAGAGGUCUGUGGUUCAGGCCACAACCAAGAGUCAAAGUGGACAACUGGGGGUCAGUAAUCUACACAUAACACCUGAGGUACAGCAUGUUUACCCAAGCCAGUUUGUGGAGGGAGACGCCAACUACAACAAUACUGCAAUUCGUUCCAGUAGUUACCAGUUCACAGACCCCUCCCUCUACUCUCAGGCCACGCCCUCUGUCACUUACUAUGAGACGUCGCCCACCACCGGCUCACAGGUCACGUCCCCCGCCAGCACUCAGCCUGUGUCUGUGACGUCUGGGAUGGGCACAGGGGUGGUCUCCAUGUUCUCAGAGGGCAGUUCGGGGAUCACCGUGGUGGCUGGCGGGUCCUCGUCAGGAGUGGGCGGGUCAGGGGGUGUGGUCACCAGCGGAGGGGUGGGGAGUUAUGUGAUUCAGGGCGGGUACAUGCUUGGUGGAGCCAGUGGAGGGAACCAGAAUUUCUCACACAACACACGAGCAUCACCUGCGACUGUGCAGUGGCUGAUGGAUAACUAUGAGACAGCAGAAGGUGUGAGUCUUCCUCGCUGUACUCUUUACUGUCAUUACAUCCUGCACUGCCAGCAGACCAAGCUGGAACCUGUGAACGCCGCCUCCUUUGGCAAACUCAUCCGUUCUGUGUUCAUGGGCCUCAGGACUAGACGUCUGGGCACCAGAGGGAACUCUAAGUACCAUUACUAUGGCCUUCGAAUCAAGAGCAACUCCCCUCUCCACAGACUGGUGGAGGACCAGCAACACCUGGCCAUGAGACAACAGCCGUACUCACAGAAACAGAGGAUAAAGCCUGUGCAGAAGGUGGAGGGACUGACCAAUGGAAUGGGCCUGGGGUUGGGGCAUCAACAAGGGGCGGGGCUAUCUGACAUCAGUGCACAGGUUCACCAGUAUCAGCAGUUUUUAGAUGCGUCUCGCAGUCUGCCGGAGUUCCCUGAGCUCAAAGAUGAGGGUAUACCUCUGCCAGAUGGACUCCAUCCUCAACACGUACACACAUAUCAGCUGAUCUACAGAGAGCACUGUGAGGCGAUUCUGGACGUGAUGGUAAACCUGCAGUUCCCUCUUGUGGAGACGCUUUGGAAGACUUUUUGGAGGUUCAGUGAAGGACAAAGCAGUGACACGGAUUCACUCGACCUUCAUGAUGAAUCAGAGAAGCGUUUGCCCAAGUCGGUUCUGCUUCUGUUGUGUAAAUAUGAGCCCAUUCUCAACUGGGCCCGCCAAUGUGACAAUUUACUGUACCAAAGCCUAGUGGAGAUCCUCAUCCCUGAUGUCCUGAGACCAAUCCCCAGUGCCUUAACUCAAGCCAUCCGUAACUUUGCUAAGAUCCUGGAGAACUGGCUGACCAACGCCAUGAUCAACAUCCCGGAGGAGAUGGUCCGCAUCAAGAUUGUGUGUGCGGGAGCGUUCGCUCAGACUCUACGGCGCUACACGUCUCUCAAUCAUCUGGCUCAGGCGGCCCGCGCCGUCCUGCAGAACACGGCUCAGAUCACACAGAUGCUCAGCGACCUCAACCGUGUCGACUUCACCAAUGUGCAGGAGCAGGCCUCGUGGGUGUGUGGCUGUGAAGACGGUGUGGUCCAGCGGCUGGAGCAGGACUUUAAACUCACCCUGCAGCAGCAGAACUCUCUGGAGCAGUGGGCCGCAUGGCUGGACGGGGUCGUGUCGCAGGUCCUGAAGCCGUACACCGGCAGCCCGGCCUUCCCCAAAGCAGCCAAACUCUUCCUGCUCAAAUGGAGCUUCUACAGUUCUGUGGUGAUCAGAGAUCUGACCCUGCGCAGUGCCGCCAGUUUCGGCUCGUUUCAUCUGAUCAGACUGCUGUAUGACGAGUACAUGUAUUACCUGAUCGAGCACAGAGUGGCUCAGGCCAAAGGAGAGACGCCCAUCUCUGUCAUGGGAGAGUUCGCCUGUCUGAACAGAAGUCAAAGGUCAAUGGAUCCUGAUAAAGAUGAGGAGGAUGAGGAGGAGGAUGAUGAGACGGAUGAAGAUCAGGACAUGGCCAUUCCUGUGGUUGUGGGGGAGGAGUCCCUGGAGCCGCCCACCAAACUCGCCCGAACUGAGCUCUUCAACAGCAACAGCAACACACCAAACUAACUGUUGUCUGUGCAAACAUGGACUCUAUAUACUGGGCUCUGUCUCUGGGAGCCAGUUUGGGAUUGAAAUACAAUCUUCAGUUUUGGUAAUUAUUAGAGGAAGUUCAGUUUCGGUUCAUUUCAUGUUUGAGUUUCCUGAGGUGAAUCAGCCCUCACAGCUGCUGUAUGAUCUAAUGAAGCUUUUCUAGAAAACGGUAACAAUCAUAUGCCUUAAUUAAGUGCACACACACACAUUUUCAUUGCCUUCCCUUUGUCAAUCAAAGCUGCCAUGUGUGUCGUGUAUCGACUCUUAAAGUUACAGUUCACCCAAAAUUAAAAGCAUUUGCCAUCAAGUCAUUCCAAAGUCAUCUAUCGGCAAAAAAAAAAAAAAAAAAGAGUAAAAUAGAAUAAAGAAAGAAAGUUAUAUAAUGACGUGAGGGUGAAUAAAUGAAGAUGGACAUUUAAUUUUUUGGGCAGACUGUCGCUUUAAGAUUCCAGUUUUGAUGCAUCUCCAUCUGCUCCAUGCUGCCAUAGAAAUCAUUCUUUGCCAAAGCCAAUCAUGCGUCACCUAGGCCUGUUCCUCAUUAAUAUUCAUGAUGAGUGUGGUCAUUUAAGGUGUAGCUAAAAACUACAGCAGCAGAUUUUGCCUUUUACAGCUGUAUAACACCAUGUCCUUCCAUGCUUUUGACUUUUUCUUUCUUUACCUAAUAAUGCAAAUGUUAUAUUCAAUUAUUGUGCUUUAAUCAGCUGUUUAUUUUUGAUGCUUUUUGAUUUGAGUCUGAUGCUGACAGAUCAAACGUGCCUUCAGAGAGUUAUUCAAUCUAGAGAUCCAUAAAUGCAUAAAUAAAUGUCAAAAACAAUCAUGAGAAUGUUUUUUUUAAAAUUCUGAAAUCUCAUCAGGCCUCAUUUGUGAAACAUAAGCAGAAUCAGUUUAGUGUACAUUAUCAAGUUUGGUUGACAUGAAUGAGAUUCAGUGUUUAAUAUAUAAUGAAAGCAUCUUGUGUUAUAAAGAGAGUCAUCUGUCAUUUUUCCUCAUUUCACACGAUUCAUUCAUUCUGCAUCCACAUUAAUGUAGCCGAGCACAAAUGAUUAUUUUCUAACAAACACUGAACACAUGUAUUAGUGAUGAGUACAGAGAUGUUUUGUGAUUGGACGCUUUGGUGCGGUUCAUUAAUAUUCUGUGUCUAAUUACGGUGGUUUUGACAGCCAAUCAGCAGCUAGUGUGUAACUCUCCAGUGGUUAUAGAGCCAAAUCUAAUGUGUGGAACAAUUCUGCAGCAGUUUUAAUGAAAAAAAAAGAAAGAAGAUAUGCUAGUGAUGAUUAUGAAUAUUAAUGUAACCGUUUAGCACAGGUUUAUAUUGUUUUUGAAUAUAUAUCAAGUGUUUCUUUAAUUGUACUAUAAGAGUUGCUGAAAUUAUUCCCAUGUAUGAUUAUGCUAAUGUAUGAUAUAGUUUUAUUCUCUUGUACUGUUGAAACCAUAAUGGCCUUAUUUGAAGUGUACCUGUAGCUGAGAUCCAUGUGAAAAUCUGUAUCAUUGUGCCUCGAGGUUCAGUGUCCCUUUAAAAGCAUCUUUUAAGAAAAUUA